This is a messenger RNA of Penicillium arizonense, 1038 nucleotides long. Its product is annotated as zinc-binding alcohol dehydrogenase family protein. Gene Ontology annotation, molecular function: oxidoreductase activity, acting on NAD(P)H. The record is from RefSeq and is a predicted model, not a curated record. The coding region runs from base 1 to 1038 and encodes 345 amino acids. The transcript is spliced from 5 exons. NCBI's taxonomy places the organism in Eukaryota, Fungi, Ascomycota, Eurotiomycetes, Eurotiales, Aspergillaceae.
AUGUCGGCCUCGAAUACCGGUGUCUGGCUCCUCGAAGCGGGUGGCAAGUUCGUCGUCCAGGAAGCUCCUCUGUAUAUUCCUGGUCCAAAUGAGAUCCUUGUUAAGAAUAAGGCGGUUGCUGUUAACCCGAUGGACUGGAAGAUCCAGCUCUAUGGUCCCCAUCUACCCUUCCCAAGCAAAUAUCCAUUCAUCCUAGGCGCUGAUCUCGCCGGUGAAGUCUACGAAGUAGGCAAAGACGUGACAACAUUCAAGAAAGGUGAUCGCGUAGCCGGAAACGCAAACUGGUUCCUCUCGCACGAAAUCCGAGACAGUGCAUACCAAAACUACACAAUAAUCAACACAGCCGUUGCCGUCCACCUCCCGGACAACAUUUCCUUCACAGAAGGAAGCGUCCUCCCCUUAGCAGUAAGCACCUCCGCAAUGGGGCUCUACCCGCCAGCUCGCCUAGGUCUCCCUCUUCCCAAGUCUCCAAAGCCAGAGCCUAUCGGCAAAGUGAUUCUCGUCUGGGGUGGUUCGUCUAGUUGUGGAUCUGCCGCUAUUCAACUUGCCGUUGCAUCGGGUGCUACUGUCGUUGCUACGGCUUCGAGUAAGAACCAUGAGUUUGUGAGGUCGUUGGGUGCGAUCGCUGUUUUGGAGUAUAAGAGUGAGACUGUUGUUCAGGAUUUGGUUGAUGCUGUUAAGAGUGCUGGGGGUGAGUUUUUGGGAGCUUUGGAUGCUAUUGGUGAUGAUCAGACUUGGAAGUUGUGUGUCGAUGUUGUGCUGGGUCUUGGGUGUGGAAGGAUCGUUAGUAAUAAUCCGAGAAUUGCGGAUGUUCCUGAGGGGGUUGAGGUCCUUGGUGUGACUGAUACCGCGAAUAUCGGUGAUAACAAGGAGAUUGUGGAGAGUGUUUGGGGGACGUUCCUUCCUGAGGCUUUGAAGGAUGGGACUAUUAAGUGUGUUCCUGAGGCUGUGGUGUUGAAGGGGUUGGAUAAAGUUGCUGAGGGCGUUGCUCUAUGCCAAAAGGGAGUUUCCGCUGCGAAGGUUGUCGUGGAGCUUUGA